AUGGCUCUAGCUUUAACUGUUGGAGUUUUCGGUGCUCUAGUUAUAUUUCACGCCGCUUAUUCCACCAUCCAGUAUAAGAGCUUGUUGAAGAUUACCGAAGAAGAGUUUACAUCACCUCCUUUCGAUGUGGUGAUUGAGCUGUUUGUUGGAUUGUUGCUUUGUUUCUGGGCUGCGCUGACUGUGCCUGGGAAGUUUUUGUCCAUACAUCCACAAUCUGAUGAAAACAGGAUUGUUUCUUUACCCGCCAACCUAGACUUCAUGAUCUUCAACCACCGAGGCAAAGUUUUUCCCCUGGAAACGGAUUUGAAGCUGAAACACUAA
Molecule: messenger RNA, 321 nt
Organism: Lathyrus sativus (Indian pea)
Lineage: Eukaryota; Viridiplantae; Streptophyta; Magnoliopsida; Fabales; Fabaceae
Source: the annotation of a GenBank genome assembly